AUGGCUUGCUUAAAUACCCUUAAGUUAGAAAUAAAGACAUUAGAACAAGUGUUUCCAAAAAACCAUGAACGGUUUCAGAUAAUGUCAGCUAGUGUCGACGAACUGACCUGCAGAUUCGUUGGCAAAAAUGGAAAGAAAUACGAAAUACACGCAAAUAUUACGGAGACGUAUCCUAACACACCGCCAGUGUGGUUUGCCGACAGCGAGGAUCCCAUUGUCACUAACGCUGUCCAGAUUCUCAGUAACACACAAGGGAGAGAUAAUCAUGUUAUAAAUCAGGUGGGUAUAUUACUGAGGGAGCUCUGCAAACUACAUGGUGUCCCCGAACCACCAGAUUUGGACUCAUUGUCAUUACCAGUACAUCCGGCACCUCAUCAGAGAGUACCAAGUGUGACAUCAAACGGUGCUGAGUCCGGUACCGAGGAAGAUGAAGAAAUGGCUGCUGAAGAAGAUGAGUCAGAAGGUGAAGAUGACCUGCCGCUGGAGAUGGUUGAUGAUGCUGGCAGGAGCAACAAGGACGAUAUGGAAACAGAGCAUCUAGCGACACUAGAACGGUUGAGACAGAAUCAGCGCCAGGAUUACUUGUCAGGCAGCGUUUCAGGCAGUCUACAGGCAACUGACAGACUGAUGAAGGAGCUGAGAGAUAUAUACCGCUCACAUUCCUUCAAGAAUAACAUGUACUCUAUAGAAUUAGUGAAUGAUUCGCUGUAUGAAUGGAACAUAACGCUGCGCUCCGUGGAUCCUGAUAGUCCGCUGCACAAUGACCUGCUACUCCUCAAGGAAAAGGAGGGGAAAGACUCCAUACUCCUUAAUAUAAUGUUCAAAGAAACAUACCCCUUCGAACCGCCGUUCGUAAGGGUUGUGUACCCUGUUAUAUCAGGUGGUUAUGUAUUAGUGGGGGGUGCGAUAUGUAUGGAACUGCUAACAAAGCAAGGCUGGUCAUCAGCUUACACAGUAGAGGCUGUCAUCAUGCAAAUAGCAGCUACGCUCGUGAAAGGGAAGGCCCGCAUACAAUUCGGGGCUUCAAAGGUGGUGUCGCAGACUCAGUAUAGUCUAGCUCGAGCUCAGCAAAGCUUCAAGUGCCUAGUGCAGAUACAUGAGAAAAAUGGGUGGUUCACUCCACCGAAGGAGGAUGGCUAA
Messenger RNA from Danaus chrysippus (African queen), 1140 nucleotides. NCBI's taxonomy places the organism in Eukaryota, Metazoa, Arthropoda, Insecta, Lepidoptera, Nymphalidae. The record is from the annotation of a GenBank genome assembly.